Messenger RNA from Anarrhichthys ocellatus (wolf-eel), 1912 nucleotides. Its product is annotated as zinc finger protein 513-like. Gene Ontology annotation, biological process: positive regulation of transcription by RNA polymerase II. Bases 279 to 1841 code for a protein of 520 amino acids. The record is from RefSeq and is a predicted model, not a curated record. The transcript is spliced from 7 exons. Gene Ontology annotation, cellular component: nucleus. NCBI's taxonomy places the organism in Eukaryota, Metazoa, Chordata, Actinopteri, Perciformes, Anarhichadidae.
CCGGAGACCCCGGCGUCCCUCUGCCAGCAGCGAGCGGUGCGCGUUUGGCAACAAAAGACUCAUUUCUAAACAGGUUGGGACGUUUUGUCGACGACGGUAUUUUUUGGCACGUUAUCACAGGCGACAGUUGGCAGUCAUGACACCGCUGCUGCUGUCCGUUGGAGGAAGAGGAAGAGGAAGGAGAUGAUGAUGAUGAUGACGUUCAGUUAGCUGGCUGCCUGCCUGGCGGACGGACGGGCGGACAACCAGAGCAGGAUCCGGGACGACGAGAGGCGAAGAUGCCGCGGAGGAAACAAUCCAACCCCCAGCCCGUGAAAUUGGAGUCGGAGGACGGGGCGGUGCUCUACGACUCGAGCUGUUUGGUUCUGGAGAGCGACUUCCUGUUGAGCGGCGACCUGGAGUUUGGAGACUCUGAGAUCAUGGGGCUGGAUCGGGAGGGAAUGACGGUGUUCUCUCUGAGCGUAGACGACGACCCUUCGGCACCAACAGACUCCACCUUCCCAGCCUUCCUCUCCUGUAAAGCAUGUGGCCGACUGCUUGGGGACACGGCUCUGGGAGCAGGUCUAGAUCUGGGUGUGGGUCUGGACCUGGGGGCGGAGCUUUACUGCCUCACCUGUGAGGAAGGCCUCCAGCACGAAGCCUCGCCUCAGGCGGAGGGCUCGACGGAGGUCGACGGGGCCGGCUCCGACGGGAAGCCGAGAGACGACGGCCCUCCCAAAGCGUUCACCUGCUCGCUGUGCUCCUUCACCUCGCGCUACUCCAACCACCUGAAGCGCCACAUGAGGACCCACGACGGCCACAAGCCGUACCGCUGCCCCGUCUGCCCCUACGCCUCGGCGCAGCUCGUCAACCUGCAGCGCCACGGCCGCACCCACACCGGGGAGAAACCCUACCGCUGCCCCCUGUGCAGCUACGCCUGCAGCUCCCUCGGGAACCUGCGGAGGCACCAGCGCAUGCACACGCAGGAGAGGCCACAGAGGAGGGAGAAGGAGAAGAGACGGGGGAGGAGGAAAAGAGGAAACGCUGCAAGUGAAGAAGUCGUGUCAGACCUGACCCUGCGGGUGUCUCAGGACACGGGUUACUUCCAGACGUUGGACGGCCUCUCUCUCGGCUCUCCCUCCGCCCCGCUGCCCGUCCUCCUCUUCCCCCUCUGCUGCCGGAUGUGCGGCCUCACCCUGGAGGAGGACGACCUGGAGGGGGACAAGGGGGACGGGGAUGGAGACGCAGGACAGGUGUGUCGUCGGUGCCAGCUGGACCUUCCGUCUAAAGAUGUCUCCGGGUCUCCGCUCAGCCCGGCCGUCUCUCGGGGCUCCCGGCGGGCUCAGCGCGGCACCAAGCUGUACCGCUGCCCUCGCUGCCCCUUCCUGUCCCACUACCCCAACCACCUGGCCCGCCACGCCCACACCCACUCCGAGGAGAAACCCCACUGCUGCCCGCACUGCCCCUACACCUCCUCGCACCUCGACAACCUCAAGCGCCACCUGCGCGUGCACACGGGCGAGAAGCCCUACCAGUGCCCGUCGUGCAGCUACGCCUGCGGGAACCUCGCCAACCUGCGGCGGCACGAGCGCAUCCACUCGGGCGCCAAGCCCUUCCACUGCGGCGUGUGCGGCUACUCCUGCAACCAGAGCAUGAACCUGAAGAGGCACAUGCUGCGGCACACGGGCGAGAAGCCGUACGCCUGUGCCGAGUGCGACUACACCACCGGCCACUGGGACAACUACAAGCGGCACCAGAGGAAGCACGGACACAACACGGACAGCUGGGACAAACACGCUCCCACCAACGGCCUCAGCUGGGCCAGAGACGCCCAGGAGGACCAGAGCCAGGAGCACAGUUAGAGUGUGUGUGUGUGCGUGUGCGUGUGCGUGCGUGUGCGUGUGCGUGUGCGUGUGUGUGUUUGUGUGUGUGU